UGUUAACCUGUGUACCUGUGUUCAGUCAGACGCUCAAUCAAUCCUGCCACAGCAUGGAGCUCUCCGCGUCAUAUCAGCUGAUCUGGCUGAUUCUUCUACUGGGACACACAGAAGCAGGGACGCGCCCCGCUCUCAGUGUCUCUCCACACAGCUGGGCGACUGAAGGAGACUUGGUGACUCUGAGCUGUGAGGUUCCAGGCUCGUCCACAAAAUGGACAUUUCUCUGGUACAGAGCAGUUCCCUUCCGAAGAGCUGAUCCGUUCAAUGAGGAAUCUCCUAUUUUUGAUGACAGAAAAAAACCUUACUAUGUGGAGCUCCUCCCAGACAGCAGCAGGGGAGCUGGAGGCUCCUACACUCUCAGCCCUGCUGCUCAUAAACACACUGGGAGUUAUGUGUGCAGAGCAGAGGGAGGAGAACCAGCCUCUCUGACAGACUUCAGUGAGAUUAAGACUCUCUGGGUCACAGGUCUGUCUCCUCCGGCCUCUCUGGUCAUCAGACCCAACAGAACUCAGCUGUUCUAUUCCGAGUCCGUCUCCCUGAGCUGUGAGGUGCAGGACAAGUCCACGGGAUGGAGGCUGAGAUGGAGAACAGGAAGAGUGACAUCAGGCGACGACAGAGAAGACAAUCGAGACUGUCCAUACGGUUGGUACUCAGAAAGUGGAACCACUUGUAGAACCUCAAUACGGUCGCUGCAGGACAGCGGAACCUACUGGUGCGAGUCUGAGUCUGGACAAUACAGCAAUGCUGUCAACAUCUCAAUAAACUAUAAACCGAAAGCAGAAAUCAGAAAUCCUGCACACAGUUGGGCAACGGAAGGAGACUCGGUUACUCUGAGCUGUGAGGUCACCGACGACUCCCUCAACUGGACAGUCCUGUGGUACCGAGCGGUUCGUUCCAGAACUGACUACUACACAGAGGGUUCUUUUACCUUCAACGAUAACUAUUAUACUGCAGAGCUCCUCCCAGACAGCAGCAGAGGAGCUGGAGGCUCCUACACUCUCAGCCCUGCUGCUCCUCAGCACUCUGGGCUUUAUGUGUGCAGAGCAGAGGGAGGAGAUCCAGUCUACCAGACGGGCUUCAGUGGUGUGGUGGCUCUCUGGGUCACAGGUCUGUCUCCUCCAGCCUCUCUGGUCAUCACACCCAACAGAGCUCAGCUGUUUGAGUCUGAGUCUCUCUCCCUGAGCUGUGAGGUGCAGGACCAGUCCACUGGAUGGAGGCUGAGAUGGGACACACUGAAUAAUGAGGGCCGGGUCUGUCCUGAUGGGUGGGGGUCAGAAGCUGGACCCGCAUGCACCACUAGUAGAGCACAGAGAGCAGAUGCAGGCGUCUACUGGUGUGAGUCUGAAUCUGGGAAAUACAGCAAUGCUCUCAACGUGUCAAUACAACAGAAGCCCAUUCCAGUUCUCAGUGCUUCUACGGACAGCUGGCCUGCUGAAGGAGACUCGGUAACUCUGAGUUGUGAGGUUUCAGACACCUCCUUAAAGUGGACAUUCCUCUGGUACAGAGCAGUUCCCUACAGAAAGGAUUUACCUGGUUUGAAACACAAAUGGAUCAAUUACAACGCAGAGCUCCUCCCAGACAGCAGCAGAGGAGCUGGAGGCUCCUACACUCUCAGCCCUGCUGCUCUUCAACACACUGGGCUUUAUGUGUGCAGAGCAGAGGGAGGAGAACCAGCCUACCAGACAGACUUCAGUGAAGUGGUACCUCUCUGGGUCACAGGUGUGUCUCCUCCAGCUUCCCUGCUCCUCAGACCCAACAGAGCGCUGUUUACGUCUGAGUCGGUCUCCCUGAGCUGUGAGGCGAAGGACCAGUCCAGCGGGUGGAGGCUGAGAUGGGACUCCAGCAAGCAAGUGAGCUUGUACACCACUCGUGACCACAUACGUCAGUGUCCACAGGGUUGGACCUCAGGAGCUGGAACCUCGUGCAGCACCAGUAAGCUAGAAGCGGAGGACAGGGGCACGUACUGGUGUGAGUCUGAAUCUGGACAACACAGCAACGCAGUCAAUGUAACAGUGAAGAACAAACCUGACACAACUCUCCGAGUGUUCAGUGUUCCUACUCUCGGCUGGCCGGAUGAAGGAGGCUCAGUUACUCUGCAAUGUGAUGUGGAUGACCGCUCCUUUAACUGGACAAUCCUGUGGUACAGAGCAGUGCCCUACAGAAGUGGCGCUUCAGCCAAACCAGCUGUUCGCUACAAGAUGAGCAGUUACUCUGCGGAGCUUCUCCCAGACAGCAGCAGAGGAGCUGGAGGCUCCUACACUCUCAGCCCUGCUGCUCUUCAACACACUGGGCUUUAUGUGUGCAGAGCAGAGGGAGGAGAUCCAGCCUACCUGACAGACUUCAGUAAUGUGGAGACUCUUUGGGUUGUAGGUCUGUCUCCUCCAGCCUCUCUGGUCAUCAGACCCAACAGGACUCAGCUGUUUGAGUAUGAGUCUGUGUCCCUGAGCUGUGAGGGCCACGGCAGCUCUACCGGAUGGAGGCUGAGAUGGGUUGGACAGAGAGAAGAGGGACCAGACUGUCCAAAAUCCUGGCGAUUAGAGGCGGGACCCACAUGUACAACCAGUGAGCUACACCCACAUGACAGUGCAGUGUACUGGUGUGCAUCUGAAUCUGGAGAGCACAGCAACCCUUUCAAAUUACGAUCUAACUUGAGGCCCAGAGCUUUUCUUCGUGUCAGUCCACACAGCUGGCCAGUUGAAGGAGACUCGGUGACGCUGAACUGUGAGAUCACCGACACGUCCUUAGACUGGACAUUCCUCUGGUACCGAGCAGUUCCCAUACAAGGGUCUGGUCCCAUCACGGACGGCUCAACUGCCACUGACAUUAAUCGCAAUCGUUACUCUGUGGAGCUCCUCCCAGACAGCAGCAGAGGAGCUGGAGGCUCCUACACUCUCAGCCCUGCUACUCUUCAACACACUGGGCUUUACGUGUGCAGAGCAGAGGGAGGAGAUCCAGCCUACCUGACUAUGUACAGCGAUGUGAAGCCACUGCGGGUCAUUGGCCUGUCUCCUCCAGCCACUCUGGUCAUCAGACCCAGCAGAACAGCCCUGCGUCUAUCUGAGUCCGUCUCCCUGAGCUGUGAGGUGCAGGACAAGUCCGCAGGAUGGAGGCUGAGGUGGGAGACCAAUAGGAGAGAGGAGUCCGUCUGUCCUGCUAGCUGGAGAUCAGAGGCUGCACUCACCUGCAGCACCAGUGGCCUCCAGGCCCGGGACAGAGGAGUGUACUGGUGUGAGUCUGAGUCUGGACAGCACAGCAAUGCAGCUCAUAUCACCAUACAGUGAUAGAGGAGUGUACUGGUGUGAGUCUGAGUCUGGACAGCACAGCAAUGCAGCUCAUGUCACCAUACAGUGAUAGAGGAGUGUACUGGUGUGAGUCUGAGUCUGGACAGCACAGCAAUGCAGCUCAUGUCACCAUACAGUGAUAGAGGAGUGUACUGGUGUGAGUCUGAGGCUGGACAGCACAGCAAUGCAGCUCAUGUCACCAUACAGUGAUAGAGGAGUGUACUGGUGUGAGUCUGAGGCUGGACAGCACAGCAAUGCAGCUCAUGUCACCAUACGGUGAUGAGUGGACCGCUGAGAUGAGUUCAGUCCAAAUCCCUGAUUUCAGUGUUGUAAUGUACUGUUCUGUACUUUAGGCCUACAUAAAACAUGUUGGACCAUAAUUAUUGACACCAUCCAAGUACAAUAAAUCAAUUUAGCUGAUUCUUUUUUUUUAAUUUUAUUGCCCCUCAUUUCCAUCUGUGAAACAAUAUUGCUUAUUAUAAAACAGUUAAGUCCGGUCGAGCUGUUUAUCAAUUUUUGAUUGGACUAGAGGCCUUUUGAGUCAUCCUGAGUGGCGAUAUCCCAGGAUAAUGGCGCUCAAAACUUUUGCAAUGAAUUUCCAACACGAACAUUACAUUCAUUGAUAAAGAGAGAUCAACAAUUUUAUAAUAACAUCUUGGAGUGAGAAAGACACAAGUAGGUGGCCAGUAUACAAGUAUUACACAUUUUAAGGGAAAAAGUUUGAACUUAUUUGGUCUACUGCUGUAUUCGAGUUCACUCCGCCACCUUGGAUAAUUUUUUUUUUAGUUCCCUUCAAAGCAAAGUACAGUAUAUGUCUCUGGUGGUGUCACGUUACCUGAUAUCAGUAUAGUAUAUCAGUAUUGUGUGCGCAGAGGAUGAAUGAACAAAAAUAUAAAUAAAUGAUAGGAAAGAUAAUUUGAUAUCUUAAAGCUAAAUUAGUAGGUGAUGGAGCUAUUGUAUAAGAGCAAUAUGACACUCAUGAUGGUGGGGGUGGUAAAGCCUGAAAUGAUCUCCUCUACCAUCUCCUGUCCCACUCGUGUCUGUAAUGCCUUUAUACAUCAGGCAGAACAUAUCCGUGGACAUUUAUAAUAUGCUACUCGCUAAAGUUUCACUCAGUGGUUGAAAUUAGCAAAACUAAGGAAAAUACUUAGACGUUUGGAAACCCUUUUUCAUUUGUCUUAAAGGAACACACCAACAUUUUGAGAAAUUAGCUUAUUCACUGUCACUACCAGAGUUAAAUGAGAUGAUACUGUAUAUUUCCUUCUUGUCCCUGUGCACGCAGU
This is a messenger RNA of Sardina pilchardus (European sardine), 4564 nucleotides long. Its product is annotated as Fc receptor-like protein 5. Gene Ontology annotation, cellular component: plasma membrane. The transcript is spliced from 12 exons. Gene Ontology annotation, biological process: cell surface receptor signaling pathway. Bases 54 to 3281 code for a protein of 1075 amino acids. The record is from RefSeq and is a predicted model, not a curated record. NCBI's taxonomy places the organism in Eukaryota, Metazoa, Chordata, Actinopteri, Clupeiformes, Clupeidae. Gene Ontology annotation, molecular function: transmembrane signaling receptor activity.